GCAGGAUUCCGGACAACGCCUGGUUCCUCUCGGGUCCUUCCGGCGUCGCCGGAGUGAAUUGAUCCGGGAGUUGAAGAGGGCUUCAAAGGUGGGAAGUGAAGUCAGUACCUCAGUAACCGGUCAGUAUAUGUUUUGUGCUUUAUUCUUUUAUCACAAAAAAGAGAAGAAAGACUGCAGUGAAUGAAGAUUCCUCUGCAUUUUAGCACUGCUUUUUCUACUGUAGUUGGCUUUUGAAUGAGGAUGACAAUGGAAGAGAUGAAGAAUGAAGCUGAGACCACUUCUAUGGUUUCUAUGCCCCUCUAUGCAGUCAUGUAUCCUGUGUUUAAUGAGCUAGAACGAGUAAAUCUGUCUGCAGCUCAGACACUGAGAGCAGCUUUCAUUAAGGCUGAAAAAGAAAAUCCAGGACUCACGCAAGACAUAAUUAUGAAAAUUUUAGAGAAAAAAAGUGUAGAAGUCAACUUCACAGAAUCCCUUCUUCGAAUGGCAGCUGAUGAUGUAGAAGAGUAUAUGAUUGAACGACCGGAGCCAGAAUUCCAGGACCUAAAUGAAAAGGCACGAGCACUUAAACAAAUUCUCAGUAAGAUCCCAGAUGAGAUCAACGACAGAGUGAGGUUUCUGCAGACAAUCAAGGAUAUAGCUAGUGCAAUAAAAGAACUUCUUGAUACAGUAAACAAUGUCUUCAAGAAAUAUCAAUACCAGAACCGCAGGGCACUCGAACACCAAAAGAAAGAAUUCGUAAAGUACUCUAAAAGUUUCAGUGAUACUCUGAAAACCUAUUUUAAGGAUGGCAAGGCAAUAAAUGUGUUCAUAAGUGCCAACCGACUAAUUCAUCAAACCAACUUGAUACUUCAGACCUUCAAAACUGUGGCCUGAGAGUUGUAUAUGUUAAGAGAUGUACUUCUCAGUGGCAGUAUUGGACUGCCUUUAUCUGUAAAUUUUAAAGUUUGACUGUAUAAAUUAUCAGUCCCUCCUGAAGGGAUCUAAUAAUCCAGGAUGUUGAAUGGGAUUAUUGCCAUCUUACACCAUAUUUUUGUAAAAUGUAGCUUAAUCAUAAUCUCACACUGAAGAUUUUGCAUCACUUUUGCUAUUAUCAUUCUUUUAAGAAUUAUAAGCCAAAAG
This is a messenger RNA of Budorcas taxicolor (takin), 1119 nucleotides long. RefSeq names its product programmed cell death 10 (gene PDCD10). The transcript is spliced from 8 exons. Gene Ontology annotation, molecular function: protein kinase binding. Bases 235 to 873 code for a protein of 212 amino acids. Lineage: Eukaryota; Metazoa; Chordata; Mammalia; Artiodactyla; Bovidae. Gene Ontology annotation, biological process: regulation of Golgi organization; positive regulation of MAP kinase activity. The record is from RefSeq and is a predicted model, not a curated record. Gene Ontology annotation, cellular component: Golgi apparatus; FAR/SIP/STRIPAK complex.